Maniola jurtina (meadow brown) is the source of this 2799-nucleotide messenger RNA. Its product is annotated as gametogenetin-binding protein 2-like. NCBI's taxonomy places the organism in Eukaryota, Metazoa, Arthropoda, Insecta, Lepidoptera, Nymphalidae. Gene Ontology annotation, cellular component: cytoplasm; nucleus. The record is from RefSeq and is a predicted model, not a curated record. Bases 119 to 1969 code for a protein of 616 amino acids. The transcript is spliced from 8 exons.
UGAUAAUUUAAUUAUCUUCGCAACUCGACGUGUAUUUCGUAAAAGUUGGCCGUCAUCAGCCGUCAUUUUGUUAUAUUUGUGUAUUUUGUCGGCAAUUUUAUGUGAUUAAUUGUGAAAAAUGGCUAAAUUGGUCGAUAUAUACAAUGGUGAAAAGGAGCCCGUUAUUAAACGUCGGCAAUUACCACUUAAUAUUUACGAAAACCUCACUAUGAUUAUGGAUCUAAAUACAAUGGGCCUCAUUUGUGACAACCCUCAAGUGAAAGGUCGCGAAUAUGAAGAGUUCAUGCGCAAGUACAGAAUCCUUACGACAGACGAACUGAAAUCAGCGCUAAGGGUCGACGCAUCCGAUAUAUUUAACGUUUUAAAUCAAAGCAUUCCUUGCGUCGGCUGCCGAAGAAGUGUUGAAAGACUCUUUUAUCAGCUAUGCAAAUCAGGACAUCCAACUUUAGAUCCACUUAUUCUGACCCCAGAUGAAGUUAUGACAAUCAGAGAAGACAAAAUCACACAUCCACAGUCACUCUCUACUCUGUUAAAUGGUCACAGUACUGGCAUCGAAUGCCUAAUACUCAGUCAACCAAGGUGGAAGAAAUCCCAGCGUUGCACAUUGCACUCACUUGAAGCCGGCACAGCAAGAGGAUGGGGCGCAACUUCAACCUGUGCAUGGGGCUGGGGAGCGUGGGGGUGGGGCGGGCGGGCCGCGUGGCGCGCAGCGUGGGAUGCAAUGCGCACUUCGGCCCGUGAACACGUCACCUUAGUUCACUUCAACACGCUACACGACACUCUUCACAACUAUCUACGGAAACACAGAUUCUGUGCUGAUUGUAAGACUAAGGUCUUGAGAGCGUAUCAGCUAUUGGUCGAAGAGAAAGAGCCACAUAAGGAAAAGGGUUAUGUAGGAGCGUUGUACGGUGGCAUCAAACGUUGUCUGUUAGAUAAGCACCUGCACCUGUCAGCUAAAACAGACUACAUCGCACAUCUCAUCGCCCGAGCAGAACCAGAGUUGCUGGGAAACCAUCGCGAGAGACAUGCCAAAACUUUAGAAAUUGCACAGGAAGAGGUGUUGAUAUGUCUCGGGAUAUGCAUCUACGAGCGCCUGCAACGCAUUUCCCUUCGUCUACGCGAGGAGGAGGGCACCUGCCAGACGCUCGCGGCGGUGGCAGUGGAGGCGCUGUAUCGCAAGUUCGAGACCGCGGUGGAGCUGAAGAGCGGGGUGUCUAAGCUGCAGCUGCUGUACGACGAGAUCACACAAGAGGAACUGACGCGCCAGCAGAGGAAAGAACAGAAGAAACUCAAGCGACGCAAGAAGAAGGAGCGACAGGCCGGCGAAGGAAAGUGCAAGGAAGCAGACUCAGAAGAACCCGAAGAAAAGUGCCAAUGUGAAGAAUGUUUAUUGGAAGAAAGAGACACGCCAACCGACCUGCUAUCGCCGCGCGACUACAACCCAUGCUUUGAGGGAAUGCAGUCUACCGACAGUUGCCAUUCGUGUCAGGAGGAUUAUACAAAACACUGUUCACCCAAGAAGCUAGGCAAGCAAAGAGCUAAAAACGGCAACUUAUCUCCUAACGAACACCAAGAUUGUGGUUACUCAUCAGGAAAUAACGGUGGAUGCUGUGAAACUAUGUCUGGUUCAUCUUCUCUAAUGAGCUCUCCGGAAGGUUCUGAAGUGGCUUGUUCUGAAGGAUUCUGUAAUCACGACAGAGGCGAUUGUCUGGACAAUAAACACGAUAAGGUCACGUCGUGCACUGGUUUCACACUUUCGCUGCAAGAAAUGCUGGACACAUGUUCAUCCGACGAAGAGCAAGACACCAGUUAUAUUCCUAUUGAAGAAGUAUUGGAGUUCAAAUCGCGAAUAAAUAUAACAGAGAAAAGGCAAGAGCUCAGACAGAACCUACGUCAAAAAUUUGCUCAGUUAUGUGUCAACCCACAAACCCAACCAGUAUCACUGAAGCAAGGCAAAAAUCCUGCAUAAUCUGUUGGAAAUAGUGUAACAUUCAAACUGCACGUAAAACCUCGAAACCAGUAGAAAAUUACUCAACAAUAAAAAUAUGUAACCUUUAAUUAUAAUUUAUGUUUAUUUUUAUUCCAUGUACACAAUGUUAGAUGCAUGUUAGCGAGCGAAACUAAGCUUUCCUAAGCAAACUAGGUAACAAUAUUAGUGGGCUUAUGUUACAAUAAAGGUUAUUAAUUAUAUUCAAACAAAAGGUUUUUAAUGUCUCUUAUUAAAUACCUAUUUAAAGCUGGCAAAACAUUGGCAGCAUUUCUGGUGGCAAAUAUUUAAGGGCAGUCACUUGACACCAGGUGACCUGCCGUUAUUUAUAUUUUUUACGAAGUCCUAAUUAGAAAACAUGAUCCUCAAACAAACUAAAUAAAAAUUUGGGAAAUGAAAAGGUGCUUAUAUAGGAUGUUAUGUAUAUUAUUUUGAUUUAACUUAUCAGUUAAUAUCAUAAUUUUAUAAAUAAUAUUAUAAGUGAAAGUCAAGUGCAUGUUUGAAUGGUUCCAACUAUUUAUGAUAAUUUGAAGUUGUAAUCGACUGGAAUAAAUAACCAGCAUUUAAUGAAUAUUUACUAUUAAAAAAUAUUAAAAGGCUUUGUAAGGAAAUAUAGUAGCAUUUUUGAUCAAAUGAUUUUAUUUUCAUGCUUUAUGUGACUCAGUCUUGUAUGUGGUACACAAUGGUUUAUUUUCGCUCCAUAUGAAAGUGCUAUAACAGCCUUAUAUAACUAGGAGCUACUGCGGCUACUUUGCCAUUGUUGUAAAAUCUGAAAACAUUUGUAACUCAGUUUUAAAUAUACUAUCAAGUCU